Messenger RNA from Osmerus eperlanus (European smelt), 1722 nucleotides. RefSeq names its product tyrosyl-DNA phosphodiesterase 2 (gene tdp2a). Gene Ontology annotation, biological process: double-strand break repair. The record is from RefSeq and is a predicted model, not a curated record. Gene Ontology annotation, cellular component: PML body; cytoplasm. Lineage: Eukaryota; Metazoa; Chordata; Actinopteri; Osmeriformes; Osmeridae. The coding region runs from base 285 to 1643 and encodes 452 amino acids. The transcript is spliced from 6 exons. Gene Ontology annotation, molecular function: 5'-tyrosyl-DNA phosphodiesterase activity; single-stranded DNA binding.
GUUUCAACAGCUACAGACAACUGUAAGAAAAUAAAGGCGUUCUACGUGGCAAGCCUAUAAAUUUGUUUUUAUUUAGCAAGCCUACGCAGGGUUAGUCUAAAGUUUGUGUACAUGCUUGCGUGUGUGUGGUGGCGCAAAGUGUCAAGCAACACAACCAAGGAAGUCAGAACGUAGGGCACAGUGCUGUCAAAUCAGCUCCUCUUUUAUUUCAAGCCUUGUUGUUGUUGAUCUGUGUUUGAGUACGGAUAAUAUUUUGUCCUUUGUGCCGUGGUAGAAACUUUGAAAUGGGGGACAAGCAAGUAGGCCUAUCAGAGAAAAGCAAUUCGACAAGACCAGGAAAUGGUGACCAGAAGAUGGGUGACUCUCUAAAACAGACCUCAAGGAGAAAGAAGAAAAGGGGGAAGAAUGAAGGAAAUGGAGAGAAUAGAGACAAUAAGGAGGGAGAAACAAAUGAAUCUGCCUCAGCAUCUACUGACCCUGUCCAACACCGAAACUCAAAAGAAAUCCAAGCAGGGAAGUCAACCGCAAAGGAAUUUCAUCCAAAUCAAGAUGAUAUUAAACUACAGCGACAUGAGUUUACAAGUUUAACCUCAGUUAAUUCUCCUCUGACCUCAACAAAGAAGCCAAAACAAGAACAGGUUCUGUCCAGACAAUCACCCCUUCUGCAGUCAACUCCUGACCAACCAGACUGCUCACCUCUGCCACAGUCAUCUCCUGACCAGCCAGCCCAGUCACCUCUGCCACAGUCAUCUCCUGACCAACCAGACCAGUCACCUCUGCCACAGUCAUCUACUGACCAACCAGACCAGUCAUCCAGUGACCUGGUUCAUGAAGAGGAGCCUAAGAAAAAGGCUGAUCCAAACAAGCUGAGCCUGCUGACCUGGAACAUAGACGGCCUGGACUUGGAGAACAUUAAAGAGCGCUUCUACAACCUCAUAGACCACCUGAUCGAAUACCACCCAGAUGUGGUGCUGCUGCAGGAGGUGGUCCCGCCCCUCGUAAAGGCCUUAAAGGAGGUUCUGAAGCCCUAUCACGUUUUGCCAGGUGAUGACAGAGGUUACUUCACGGCCAUUCUGCUGAGGAAGUCCAGACUCCAGCUCUUGGACUCCAGCAUCGUCAAGUACCCCACCACAAAAAUGCAGAGGAAUUUGCUAAUGGCCCAUGUGAGCUUCCUUGGUCGCCCCCUGUGUCUGAUGACCUCUCACAUGGAGAGCAUGAAGGUCAACUCCAAGGAGCGCGUCUCUCAGCUGAGGCAGGUGUGGAGGAGCAUGGACGAGCAGCCGAGCGACCUCACCGUCAUCUUCGGAGGAGAUACCAACCUCAGGGACCGUGAGGUCAGUGAGCUUGGCGGCCUACCUUGGGGUAUCAGGGAUGUGUGGGAGUCCCUGGGCCGCCCGAAAGACUGCUCCUUCACCUGGGACUUGCUCACCAACGACAACAAGGACCUCCCAUUCCCAGCCCGCCUCCGGUUCGACCGCCUGUUUUUGCGGCAGGCCGUGAAGGGGUGGAGGGCUACGGCCGAGGACAUGGUCCUGGUCGGCAUGGAGAGGCUGGAGUGCAGCCGGUUCAUCAGUGACCACUGGGGCAUCCUGUGCACCUUCACCAUGAACCCCCCCAGUCCACCACCAGCUGAGGAACGCUAAAAAAAACGCUAUCUCUGUUCUGUGUAUCUGUUCAGAUUGUUUUCUGUUCUAUUUAUAUUAAUAAAUGUAAGUCAGUACG